This is a messenger RNA of Gossypium raimondii (Peruvian cotton), 3124 nucleotides long. RefSeq names its product WEB family protein At3g02930, chloroplastic. Bases 280 to 2811 code for a protein of 843 amino acids. The transcript has 3 exons. Lineage: Eukaryota; Viridiplantae; Streptophyta; Magnoliopsida; Malvales; Malvaceae. The record is from RefSeq and is a predicted model, not a curated record. Gene Ontology annotation, biological process: reciprocal meiotic recombination.
AAAAAGAAGUAAGGAUUCAAAAAAGGAAAGAAGAAAUAACAGGCUGAUGGUGUUUCUUUUUAUGUUGUGGAGACAAGAAAAUACCAUCCUAUAUAAUUUGCUUUCUUGAAUUUUCUACAAAACCAAGCAAAGCUGAACAAGAAAAACUAAACUUCAUCACUUACAUUUUCUUCUCCAAAAAUGUCUACAAAUUAGCUACCAUUACUCUUCUCUUUUGUUUUUCCUUGUUUAAAACUCCAAAGCUUCUUCACCUAUCUGCUGCUGCUUUUCAUUAACAACAUGUCUGCUAAAACGAAAUCUGGGUUAUUUGAAACUCCUACCAAGGUUUCACCUGCAACGCCUAAAGUGGCGACCAAAGUAAGCAGGGGACUGGCUAAACCAGAACCUGAUUCACCCUCUCCCUUGCAAAGUACUCGCCAUUCAGUUGAGCGUUCACCACGGACAUCCCUCAAUUCAAAGCCUACAAUUGAUCGUAGAUCACCAAAGGUUGCCACCACGCCUGAUAAACCACAAACACGGGUGGCUAAGGGAUCAGAGUUGCAGGCUCAAUUGAACUCGGUUCAGGAAGAUUUAAAGAAAGCAAAGGAGCAGAUAUCAUUGAUUGAGAAAGAGAAGGCACAAGCAAUUGAUGAGCUGAAAGAAGCGCAGAAAGCAGUAGACGAUGCAAAUGAAAAGCUUAGAGAGGCUUUGGUUGCACAAAAGAGAGCUGAAGAGAGCUCUGAGAUUGAGAAGUUCCGAGCAGUUGAGUUGGAACAAGCAGGAAUCGAAGCUGCUCAGAAGAAAGAUGAAGAAUGGCAGAAAGAAAUUGAAUCAGUGAGGAACCAGCAUGCUUUGGAUGUGGCUGCUCUUCUCUCUACCACUCAGGAGCUUCAAAGGGUGAAACAGGAACUAGCCAUGACAUGUGAUGCUAAGAACCAAGCGCUGAACCAUGCUGAUGAUGCAACCAAGAUUGCUGAAAUCCAUGCUGAGAAGGUGGAGAUUCUUUCAGCUGAAUUGGUUAGGUUGAAGUCCUUGAUUGAUUCAAAGUGUGAAAUGGAGACUAAUGAAAACAUGGAAAUGGAGUUCAAGCUCAAGGCAGAGAUAGAGUCAUUGAAACAAGAACUUGAGAAAGCAAAGACCUAUGAGGAGAAGUUGAUGGGAAAGGAGGCUCAGAUUGAACAACUUAAUGUUGAUUUAGAGGCGGCGAGAAUGGCCGAAUCUUAUGCGCGCAAUGUCGUAGAGGAAUGGAAGAAUAGGGUCAACGAAUUAGAAAUGCAGAUUGAGGAAGCUAAGAAGCUGGAAAGAUCUGCAUCAGAAUCUCUGGACUCAGUCAUGAAGCAACUAGAGAGCAACAAUGAUUCAUUGCAUGAUGCAGAAUCUGAAAUUGGGGCUCUUAAAGAGAAGGUGGGAUUAUUGGAAAUGACCAUUGUUAGACAAAGAGGAGAUCUUGAGGAAUCAGAACAUCAAAUCAAUAUGGCUAAGGAAGAAACUGCAGAAGUGGAAAAACUGGUUGAGUCUCUGAAGUCCGAGUUAGAAACAGUGAAGGAAGAAAAGACCCAAGCUUUAAAUAAUGAGAAGCUUGCAGCUUCCAGUGUUCAAACUCUUUUAGAAGAGAAAAACAAGCUCAUUAAUGAGUUGGAAAAUUCUCGGGACGAGGAAGAGAAGAGCAAGAAAGCAAUGGAAAGCUUAGCUUCUGCCUUACAUGAAGUUACUGCAGAAGCUAGGGAAGCUAAGGAGAAGCUGUUAUGCAGUGAAAAAGAGCAUGAAAAUUACGAGACUCAGUUAGAUGAUAUAAGGUUGCUCCUGAAAGCCACAAAUGGUAAGUAUGAAAGCAUGCUCGAUGAUGCGAAAAAUGAGAUUGAUCUUCUUAAAAAUAUCAUUGAGCAGUCCAAGAAUGAACAUGCAAAUUCCAAAGCUAUGUGGGAACAAGAAGAAGUGCAUUUAGUAGAUUGCUUAAAAAAAUCAGAAGAAGAAAAUUCUUCUCUGGAAAAGGAAAUUAAUAGGCUGGUAAACUUGCUGAAACAAUCUGAGGAGGAAGUUUCUGCAUCCAAGGAGGAAGAAGCUCAGUUGAAGGAGAGCCUAAAGGAAGUUGAAUCUGAGGUGAUUUAUCUACAAGAAACUCUAAAGGAGGUCAAGACUGAGAGCUUGAAAUUGAAGGAAAGUUUGUUGGACAAAGAAAGUGAAUUGCAGAGUGUGAUUCAAGAAAACGAGGAACUCCGAGCUAGGGAAGGUGCUUCACUUAAGAAGGUUGAGGAGUUGUCGAAGUUGUUGGAAGAAGCUACAAUGAAAAAGCGAAGCGAGGAAAAUGGUGAGCUAACCGACAGUGAGAAGGACUAUGAUUUGCUGCCUAAGGUGGUUGAAUUCUCAGAAGAGAAUGGCCAUGGAAGUGAAGAGAAACCCAAGUUAGAGCUGCCAUCAGAGCAACCCAAGGAGCCCAAAAAUGAGAAUUCCCUGGAGGUUAACGAUGACUCAAAGGAUGAAUCUCUUCGAGAUGAGGGUGCCAAAGUGGAGAAUGUGAACGGAGAAUUGAAGGAAGAUGAGAAGAAAGGAAAAGGCGAUGAUUCAGUUGAAUUUGAAUUCAAAAUGUGGGAAAGCUGCAAAAUCGAAAAGAAAGAAUUUUCACCAGAAAGAGAAGCUGAACAAGAAUCCCUUGAGGAGGAAGUGGAAUCAAAGGUGGAGGGUAGUGAGAGUGUUGAUAUAAAUGGUUCGACAGAAAACAUUGAUGAUGGCGGAAACUCACCAUCAAAGCAACAGCAACAGAAAAAGAAGAAGCCAUUACUACGUAAAUUUGGAAGCCUACUGAAGAAGAAGGGAAGCAGCAACCAGAAGUAGAUAACCAAAAUCAGCCAUGGCAUGAUUUAGUCCCUACCAACAGACAGGUAUAUUGGAUACUAUCUUGCAGCUGAAUGUGUUUGCUUAAUUUGCUGAUUUGCUUCUAAUGUUCCCAAUAGGUUUUAAUUUGAAGAGGCUUGUAUAAUGUUUAGUGUCUUAAAUUUUCUCCCUCUUUUUUAGAUUUCUACAUUUGAUUCUUCAUGUUAGAUACUUGGAUAGAAUCUUGUAUGUGAUGGAGAUAAUUCUUUUUGCUUUUUUGCUUGUUCUUCGUAUCUAAAAUUCAUAAAAAAAAAAUGUGGUUACUUAAGUUGUA